This is a messenger RNA of Paramecium tetraurelia, 1098 nucleotides long. RefSeq lists its product as uncharacterized. The transcript has 4 exons. The record is from RefSeq and is a predicted model, not a curated record. NCBI's taxonomy places the organism in Eukaryota, Ciliophora, Oligohymenophorea, Peniculida, Parameciidae.
AUGAGUGAAAUCAAUGAAUCCCUAAUUGAGGCUCCUCUGAAGGCCUUGCUUGAAGAUGUGUUGUUCUGUUUGGAAGGCUAUCUUGAGGGAUAAAAUGAUUUGAAGAUGAUCGAACACCAAUUGAAAGACUACGAUUCAUUGGCAGGCCUUGUGAAAAUCAUCGGCAACGUUUUCAAAACCCUUAUGAAGAAAGUCGAUAAAAAAAUCACGCAACUCAAACUGAAUAUCAAUGAUAACAGUUCCUAUAGAAGUUAUCAUCCUGAAGAGGAGUAUGAGAAAUUAGAGCAAAUCAUCCAAAAGCACGAAGCUGAAAUCAGAGGACACAUCAGUAUCGAAUAACAACUCAAGUUGUAUAGUGAAACUCUGCAGCAAAAAAUUGAAGACUUGGAAAAACAACACAAAGAGACUAUUGAAUAAAUGCAUAAGCAAAUGCAUCUAUUGAAAAAGGAUCUGGGCAAAUCCAACGAGACUUAUCGUUAACUCAUCAAAGAAAAUGAACAAUUAAGAGAAUCUGUCGAACACCCUCCCAAAGCCAUCAUGCACACUGAAGGAGAAACAAAAAGUACUCUGACAUAAAUCUAUUAGUUUUGUCAUUCAGAUCACAGAUUAAAGAAGGUUGAUUAUAGUAGUGAGUAUCCCACUUCCAGUGUUAAUUUGCACUCCCAAAACUCCAUGAGACACUCCGCUCCUUUCAAAUCCCAGUCUUAACAUCACAAAUCAGGCAAACUCAACAAUCAGAUCCAGCAUCGCAAUUCCUAAGAAUAAGACUUAUUUAUCAAAUAUAAUCAACUCUUAAAAUCACAUGCCUAAUCAAUCACUCAAAGAUCUCAGAUUAUUUAAGCAAGUCAAUACUUACUCAAAGGAGGAUUUGCCAAUACCAAAAAACAGAGAAGCACACUCAAUGUCAUAUCUGAUAUUUGCAAUGCUUAAAUGCACAAGUCCUCACAAAGAAAUAAGAGCCAGGGAAACAGUGCAAAAGCAGGAAAUACAAACUCUUAAAACAAUAUCAAUGCCAGCAAUAAAUCUACUACCUAAAAAAUUAUACAAGAGACCUCUAAGACUAAUGAAGCCAUUCAGAGAUUACUUAAACUAAAAUGA